This is a messenger RNA of Amoebophrya sp. A25, 3840 nucleotides long. Lineage: Eukaryota; Dinophyceae; Syndiniales; Amoebophryaceae. The record is from the annotation of a GenBank genome assembly.
GCAAAAACUAACAAAUAACCAGAAUCGUAGACUAGAUCGUAGGAUUAUUCGCAAUACGCAUCUGUAUCUGUACUAAGUUAGCAAGAUACAAAAAUGCAACAUUCGCGUCUAGCCGGCUCGGCACUGCGUCGUGCACGAUGUGGGUCGAGCGUGGCGCGAGGUGGUGAACAUGUCGCUGCGAAGUUCUGGCUGCAGCAAGCGCGCGCCGCUUCGUCGGCAGCUGCGAAGUCCUCUGGGUCCCUGUUUGACCACGUUGCGAUGGCGCCACCGGAUCCCAUCCUGAACACCGCAGCAAUGUUCAAGGGAGACACGGACACACGAAAAGUGAACUAAGACUUCUAGAUUUGUUCUUCAUCCAAGAAAUAUCGAGCGUAUAGUACGUCGGAAAAUGAAACUAGUACAUGUGACACACAUAGUUUAGCGAAUAUCCUCUACAAAUAGAACUGUCUAGAUUAACAUCACUUGAUGGCAGUGCCACUUGCUUUGAGAUGUGACGUGCAUCGAAGCUUGUAGUGCAACUAAAAGGUCGGACUUGGUGGAGGUUACUAUGAUUGGCGCUUAGACGAGAUAAGCAUAAGCAAUUAGAUGGGCUUUUAUUUACCGUUCUAAGUAGGCCUUGGGAUCGGUGCAUACCGCACAGAAGAAGGCGACCCUUGGAUCUUGCCAGUUGUGAAGCGUGCAGAAGAGGACAUGCUUCGAGAGCUCUCAGUUAAGAAGCUUUUUUAUAAGAAGCAAGUUGUUUGAGCAGCAGAGCGCAAGGACAUGAUCUGUUGGGUGGGGUGGGCUUGCUCCAUUUUCACGCAGAAGUUAGUUCCCUUAUACAUAGUUUUUAUCUGGUUCUCCAUAGUCUACAGCGCUGCCGAUAUAAGUAAGUAAAAGGUGGAAGCGCAAGCGCAUGAUGAUUCUAAGUCUCGGACUGGGAUCAAUAAGGAGUAUCUACCGGUCGACGGGCUGGCAUCGCUCAAAAGUGCCUGUCAGAAGCUCAUAUUCGGACAGGCGGACGCACGCAUUGCGUCAGUGCAGUGCUUGUCUGGGACGGGUUCGCUGCGUGUCCUAGGAGAGUUCCUAAAUUUAAGGGAAGGUUUUGUCAUCACACACAAAGCCAUUUCUUAAAGUCACAAACCCAUUUCUGCUCUGUAUCUCACGCAGGCCCUAGAACUACAACACUUACAAACGAUACACGAUCUGACUUGUGGUCAGAAAAGUAGGGAAGAUGAAUGAGUUCGUUCUAAUCAGCGCGAAUCUGGGCUGCAAGAAACUGUUUUACAGUGAUCCGACGUGGGGCAACCACCCGACCAUCUUCGAGAAGAGUGGCAUAAAAUGCGAAAAGUAUCCCUACUACGAUCCGACGACGCGGGCGUGCAAAUUUGACGAGUGGCACAAACACGUCGAGGCAGCUCCAGAAGGCAGCCUCUACCUGAUUCAUCCCUGCGCGCAUAAUCCUACAGGUGUGGAUCCUAGCGAAGAGCAGUGGAAAGAAAUGGUAUGAUUCGAGAUAUGGUGAAUGUAUGAGUCGUUUUCUUUUUAUCAUCAAGGUGAAAUUAUUAGAGGACAUUUGGGAUUUUUGGUUACAGGCCAGUCGCAGUGUCUUCCACGACCUUGUCGCGACUCCUGGGAUUGAAUAUUUUUUGAUAUUCCGAACUUGUUCUUCCACUUUUACCGGAUUAAAUAGGAGGGUUUAGUACAACUAGGUUCUAGUAGUAACCGCUCCACCUAUUUUUAUCAUUCGGAUAUCAAAAUUCCUUCUUUAAUGAGGUCGCCACGUGUGUCGCGAAGAAGCACUUGGUGAUUCUAGAUUCCGCCUAUCAAGGGUAUGCUUCGGGCUCUCUGGAGAAAGACCGCAAGGUCAUUGAGAUGUUUAUGGCGUCGGACCUCGAAUUCUUUGUGUGCCAAUCCUUUGCCAAAAAUUUGGGCCUUUACGGUGAACGAAUAGGAAUGCUGCAUGUCGUGUGCAAAAACAAAGACAGGGCAGAGGUACAACAAUUUACCUAGUAUUUGUCGUGCAUGAGAAGUUCUGAACUUCCUUUUAUGGAUGCUGAUCAGGUAUUUGAAUCUAGAUUUUUGAUUUUUCUGCUCGUUGCUUGAAAAAGAGAAGUUACAACUUCAAACUCCUAAGUUCUUUUCUCGUCAUCAACACCAGGCUGUUCUAUCUCAGCUGAAGCUGGUGGUGCGUCCGAUGUAUUCUUCCCCGCCACUGCACGGAGCCCACUUAGUAAGUAAGAUCCUCAACACGCCAAAUAUGUACCAACAGUGGACCAUUGAGCUGAAGGAAAUGGCCGAUCGCAUCCAUGAGGUCCGAAGCAUGCUCCGCGGCUUGCUAUUACGAACAUGAAAUGCAUGAAGAACAUAGAAUACUUUGCUCAAGGAAUAGAAGUAUACAAGGUUAGCUUUAAAAUGUUGCAUCGCAUGACAUCUCGUUUCAUGAUCAUAGAAAUGCUGAGUCGUAAAAAGUAGCUACAAUCAUGAUGGGAAGUUGAUCCCACGAGCGGAAGGUUACUGUCAUCCCGGAGAAUCACUAGAAUAUCAUGAUUAUAUUACACUUUUUUUUGGAUAAACAUACAGGUCGCACGCUAUUUCUCUCUCGUCCUGAACAUCAUUUCUAUACUCUUGCGUCUAAUCUGCGAACAGAAGGGGACGCCGGGAAAGUGGAACCACAUCACUGAGCAAAUCGGCAUGUUUUCCUUUACUGGCCUGACCCCAGAGCAGUGCGAAACGUUAAUCAAGGAGCAUCACAUCUACCUACUGAAGAUUACGGCUUCCACAUAAUUCAUCUUGUUGUUGUAAGAAGUGAAUGUGACUCACAACCCGUACACGAUGCUUUCAAGGGCAACAAGAAAGGGGUCACACUGGAAAAGGUCGGUUAGGAUAGGCCUUUCUAAGAAAAGUGGCCGCAUCUCGCUAGCCGGUUUGAACAAGGACAACGUUGGUUAUGUAGCAGACUGCAUCCACAAGGUUGUUUCGGCGUCGGCGGGAAAGAAAAAGUAGAGCUGGUUGUGAACAAGAAUCAUCGGCAAAAGAUUAGGACACGGACGACGUAGGAGCUCCGUGCUAGUGAAGCCGCACCGUUACAUAGUCCGAUCUAAAGAUAAUGAACAAGAGAUUUGAACUUUUUUAGAAUUCGCGGACGUUGAAAGGUAAUUCGUCGACUUAAUGUAUAAUUUUUUUUUUAUCAUUAAGCAACUAAGAACAAAUAAUGCCAUCUGACAAUAAUGAAGUAACCUCCUGCUCCCAUAGCAGGCUCUUGUUAAGUUUUCCCCUUUCUCAGAGGUGUGCUGCUAAUCUAGAUUGGCUUCUUCCUUUUCAUAGGGUUGGGGUUUAGGUCCAGCGGCGCUCAAAGCACUAAAAUGAAUCAGCCGGUUAGUUUUUACCUCUGUCACGUAGACUAGAUGUAUCCCUUCAAGCAAAAAACUUAAUGUAUAACUUUUUUUUUCUGUCACUCAUGACAAAGAAAACGGCUUUAUGAUCUAGUCCAAUAUAUGUCGCUUCUGGACUUCUCAUACCUCUUGACCCACUGCACGUACCAACGAAUUCUUAGUAACACGAUCAACAACACAUGAGCAUGACCUUGUUGUUUCACCAUGUUGUAAUACCAUAUCAGCUAGCCCGAAGGAAGGUGGAUGUUGAUGUUGAAUCCGUGACACAUAGCCAUCAAGCGAACUUUGUUGUCGCAAAUUGUCGCGGUACUGGUGCACGCUGAUUCAUCUAACGUCAAACCGAAAAUCCUUCCUGACAAGCGACGGCACGCACUAGCAUCCGCGAUACAAGAAAGGAAAGCAACACAUACAUGAAGUAGAAGCGAUGAAAUACGCAAGAAAUUUCGACUUCGCCUCUCGUGACGUG